Messenger RNA from Thalassophryne amazonica, 4088 nucleotides. Its product is annotated as calsyntenin-2-like. Gene Ontology annotation, molecular function: X11-like protein binding; amyloid-beta binding; calcium ion binding. Gene Ontology annotation, biological process: positive regulation of synapse assembly; positive regulation of synaptic transmission; homophilic cell-cell adhesion. Bases 344 to 3175 code for a protein of 943 amino acids. The transcript has 17 exons. Gene Ontology annotation, cellular component: cell surface; postsynaptic membrane. The record is from RefSeq and is a predicted model, not a curated record. NCBI's taxonomy places the organism in Eukaryota, Metazoa, Chordata, Actinopteri, Batrachoidiformes, Batrachoididae.
GGAUGAGAAGGAGGGAGAGAAAAGCGCCUGGAUCCUCCUCUCUCCUCCCUGUGACGUCGGUCUGGUCCCGGGGUGCGCUGCGCUCCGGUCCUGUCUCAGCGCAAACCCACUUGAGUUGGCGCGUCGCUCCUCCACGCAACCUGCUGUGCCGUGCGCGCGGUGCGGCGUUGUGCGUGACUCCACCUCCACCUUCCCCGCCUUGUCCCACAUAUUAGUGAAACUGCUCGAAGAGACACAGAGAACCCGAGACGCUGAGAACAAGAGAGGGCGGAAAGGAGAAGGAAAAAGAAAGAGAAUUUGGAAGAGAUCGUCGUUUUUUCCUCUCUCUUUCUCCUCCGAGAGGAUGCUGAGGAUAGCCGGAGUGUUGGCUGUAGUGGCUCUGGGGUUGAGCUCCGCUCGCACCAAAGUGAAUAAGCACAAGCCAUGGAUCGAAACAUCGUACCAUGGGGUGAUCACUGAAAACACCGACGUAGUUCUGCUGGACCCUCCUCUGGUGGCUCUGGACAAAGAUGCUCCCAUCCCUUAUGCAGGGGAGAUCUGUGCGUUCAACAUCCAUGGGCUGCAAGCUCCAUUUCAAGCAGUGGUACUAAAUGGUACGUCUGGCGAGGGUCAGCUCCGAGCCUGUGGCCUGGUUGACUGUGAACUGCAGAAGGAGUACACGUUCAUCAUUCAGGCUCAUGACUGUGGGUCUGAGCCCGGAGGCACUGAAAGCAAGAAGUCCCAUAAGGCAGUGGUGCACAUUCAGGUCAACGAUGUGAACGAGUUUGCCCCAGAAUUUCGGGAGCCGCAGUACCGUGCUGCCGUGACAGAGGGCAAGAUUUAUGACAACAUCCUGCAAGUGGAGGCCACUGACCAAGACUGUUCACCGCAGUACAGCCAGAUCUGCAACUACCAGAUCACCACCUCCAACACGCCCUUCGCUAUAGACCGCAAUGGUAACAUCCGUAACACAGAGAAGCUGGUCUACGAUCGACAGCAGCAGUACGAGAUCCACGUGACAGCCUGGGACUGUGGCCAGAAGAGAGCGUUGCACAGUGUUCCUGUCCGCAUUGAUGUCAAGCCUGUCUGCAAGCCUGGCUGGCAAGGUUGGAAUAAACGAGUGGACUACGAUCCAGGAACAGGCAGCAAACAGUUGUUUCCCAAGAUGCACCUGGAGACGUGUGGCGGCCCUCUGUCAUCUGUGAGGACCACGGUGGAGCUGCAGACCAGCCACAUUGGGAAGGGCUGCGACCGUGAGACCUACUCUGAGAAAUCUCUGCAGAAACUUUGCGGGGCCUCUUCAGGCAGCAGUGACCUCCUUCCCGCCCCCAGCUCGUCCACCAACUGGACAUCAUCCCUGGUGACCGACAGCGGGAGGGACAGUGACUUGAUCUUCAGGUUUGACGGUCAUCAGGCAGCAAAAAUCCCAGACUGGGUGGUUCCCCAGAACCUGACAGACCAGUUCACCAUAGCAACCUGGAUGAAGCAUGGCCCCAGUCCUGGGCUUAGAGCUGAGAAGGAAACUCUCCUCUGUAAUUCUGACAAGACUGAGAUGAACCGUCAUCAUUACUCUCUGUACGUCCACAACUGCCGUCUGGUGUUUCUGCUAAGAAGAGACUUUACUCAGGUGGACACAUUCAGACCUGCUGAGUUCCACUGGAAACUGGAGCAGAUCUGUGACAAGGAGUGGCACUACUACGUCAUCAAUGUAGAGUUCCCCGUGGUAACACUGUAUGUGGACGGAGUGACCUAUGACCCAUAUCUGGUGACAGAUGACUGGCCCAUUCACCCCUCCCAAAUUGAUAUGCAGCUAACAGUCGGUGCCUGCUGGCAAGGUGGGGAGGUGACCAAGCCACGGUUUACUCAGUAUUUCCGGGGCAGCCUAUCAGGACUGACCAUCCGACCUGGCAAGAUCGAGAGUCAGAAAGUCAUUUCCUGUCUGCAGGCUUGCAAAGAAGGAUUAGAUAUCAACUCGCUGGAGAGCCUGGAUAAGAGCAUCAAGUUCCACUUUAAUCCAGCCCAGUCCAUCCUGGUAAUGGAGGGAGAAGACAUGGAGAAAAUGAAUGCUGCUGUGAGAAAGGUUUCUUACAUAAACUCACGCCAGUUUCCCACACCAGGAGUCCGACGUCUGCACAUCUCUACUGCUGUCCAGUGUUUUGGCGAAGACACUUGUAUCACCAUUCCGGAUAUUGAUGCAGUGGUGAUGGUGCUUCAGCCCAGCGAGCCCAGGAUUACCAUCACAGGAGUGGAGAGAAUAAGUCGACCAGCUUCUGACCUCGGAAUGGCAGGAGGUGUGGCUCUGUUUCAGGACUUGUACAUCAUCAGUACAGUCACCAGGGCUGAUGCUGCUGCACACCACGCAGCGCAUCGUCCUGGGGUGUUAGAGGAGAUCAUUCAUAACUUGGACUAUUGUGAUGUCCUGGUGUUGGGGGAGGAGCUGAGGCCAGAGGAAGAGUCUCUCCAACUGCAGCGCAGCGUUCUGGUGGGAAAACACCUUGAUGCUACCAACUCCACCUCCGGCAUGUCCAUAUAUGGUGUGGACUCCAUGUCCAACUAUGAGCAAGUGAUCCGACAGGUCCGCUACUACAUCUGGCAACCUGGACAGUUGACAGAGAGAAGGUUUCAUCUCACCUGUUCAGAACUCAAUGGACGUUACACCAGCAAUGAGUUCAACUUAGAGAUCAGCAUCCUCCACAGUUCAGAGGCCAGGCAGCAUGUCAGUCAUAUGGUAGCCCCGCUUCUGUACAUGCAGAAAGUUCACCAUCCGUCCAUGAUGCAAGACCUGUACCCCAACCACAGCUCAGGUGUGCCGAGUGCUGCCACCAUAGUAAUUGUGCUGUGUAUCGCCGCCCUGGUGGUGGUGGUAGUACUGGGUAUCUACCGUAUCCACUUGAUGCACCAACAGGAUGUCAAACUGGAUGAAAUAACGAAAGAGGCAGAAGUGACUUGGGACGACUCGGCCCUGACCAUCACCUUGAACCCAAUGGAGAACCUGGAGGAGCCUCAGGCUGCAGAGGAGGACACGAGUGAGGAGGAGGAGGAGGACGAUGACGAUGAUGAUGAGGACGACGACAACGACGACAUCACCAGUGCCGAGUCAGAUGACAGCGAAGAGGAUGCUGAUGUCCAGCUACCCAAGGUGCAACGCUGCAGCAAGAAGGAUCAAACCUGGGACAAAACAACAAUAUCUUACUGAGUGGCACAUUCAGAGUGAAACACACACGCACAGACACACAGCAACACAGCCAUACAGAAAUAUCACCUAUGAUGGUUGAAACAAAAAGACUUUCUCUGUUCUCUCAUGUUGACUUUGAGGCGUUAAAAAUGAGGUCAUAUCGCCACCUACUGGACAGCCACACACCAGGCUUGUCAGAAAUUCUCCCAUUUUCUCCUCUGUUGAACAAUCAAUAGUCUGUGACACAAAAUCAGAAAACCCUUAUUUCAGUUUGACAUCAGAUUUCACAGUGAGAUUUCAGAUCACCAAUAAAAAUGCAAAACAGUCCUCAUUUAAAAAAAAAACCUGACUUGCAAAACUGAAGAAAUGAUUUAUGCUGUUCAUCUUUAUUCAAAGUUGAAGCGGCAAACGAGGUGAUUUUACAAAAAUACAACUUUUCCAGCUGAAGUCAUGAAUAAAAGUUUAGAUUGUGUCCUGUUACAGUUCAGGUAGAAGUAGUCAAGGGGAUCUAUCUGACUUCUAGGGGUUUUGGACUGAUUUUGGGAGAAAAACAAAAAUGAGUGUCCUUGUAAAUUUUUAUAUGCUACUAGCAGGUGACCCUCCACUCCUCCACAAACACGCAAUCUGUACACCAAGCACAUUCCACCUCCUCAUAUGUAUGUACACCUUGUUAGCCUGCAGGACUCGGUGACUUUGAGCCUGCGGUCCUCUGUGCGCAUAUGCAGUCCUCAGUGUUCAGGCUGUUCUAGCUGACUGAGAUUCUGGUUUUAUUUUAAUGGAUGCGUUACCCAGCCAGGUGAAGGUACACUAUCAGAUGACAUGGAUCAAGAUAAAACAGCAAGGCUGCAGCAGAGCAUGUGUUUAAAUCACAAGAUUUAUAUUAUGGAGACGCUUGUACCCACAGGUGAAAAAUUUUAAAGGUGAUGAGAGUUAG